Erinaceus europaeus (western European hedgehog) is the source of this 600-nucleotide messenger RNA. RefSeq names its product late cornified envelope like proline rich 1 (gene LELP1). The record is from RefSeq and is a predicted model, not a curated record. Bases 129 to 482 code for a protein of 117 amino acids. The transcript has 2 exons. NCBI's taxonomy places the organism in Eukaryota, Metazoa, Chordata, Mammalia, Eulipotyphla, Erinaceidae.
UUCUCAGAGCCAGGCAGAGGAACCAGAGGGGAAAUCCACCCUCCACAGCACAGACGGGCCAUCCAUCUCACUUAACUGCUUGUCAGGCUCAACACCAACACAGAGAGGUUCCCCAAAACCAUCAGAGAAUGUCGAAUGAUGAUAAAAAUAAAGCCACUGCCACCACGAACGACACCGCCAAGUCUGAGCCCCGGCAAUGUGACCCCCGAUGUGAGCAGAAGUGUGAGACCAAAUGCCAGCCCAGCUGCUUGAAGAGGCUGCUGCAGCGCUGCGCUGAGAAGUGCCCCCGCGAGAAGUGCCCAGCCCCACCCAAGUGCCCUCCGUGCCCCCCGCCCUGCCCCCCACCCUGUCCUCCACCCUGCCCUGUGCAGUGCCCACCGCCUUGCCCACCCUGCCCACCCUGCCCCUGCCCCUGCCCAGCCAAGAACUGUGUCAAGCCCUGCCCCCCUAAGUGCCCUUCGCAGUGCCCACCGCCGGAGUGAGCCACAUGGGGUCCUGGGCCCACCACCACCACUGACUCCACCAAGGUCACCAACCACCGUGGGCUGGGAGAUGAAGCCAUGAACUGACAAGUAAACGUGUUCCUCUGCUGUGCAACAA